Gallus gallus (chicken) is the source of this 825-nucleotide messenger RNA. RefSeq names its product chromosome 11 open reading frame 94 (gene C11orf94). The transcript is spliced from 4 exons. NCBI's taxonomy places the organism in Eukaryota, Metazoa, Chordata, Aves, Galliformes, Phasianidae. The record is from RefSeq and is a predicted model, not a curated record. The coding region runs from base 170 to 439 and encodes 89 amino acids.
GGUGUCCCUGCCUACAGCAGGGAGGGUGGAACUAGAUGAUCUUAAAGGUCCCUUCCAACCCAAACCAUUCUAUGAUUCCAAGUACAGGAGAGGAAAAGUUCUUGAGCUACCCAGGUGGUUCCUCUGUGACCUCACUGCAGAAUGUGAGUGGUGAGCGCCAGAGCUCAGCAUGCGGUACUGGCUCUUGCUGCUUGCUCUGCUGCUGGGGGCCGUGCUCCCUCUGCCCCUGCGCCAAAGCUAUUUUGUCCCUGAGGACUUCUCUGCCCCCCUGGAGCUCCCACAGCAGCACUUUGGCUUGGUGGAUGAUUAUGGCAUUAAACCAAAACAGCCUCACUUCAGGAUCACGGCACCCCGGAAGCAGCUAGCAGGACUGCAGAGGGCUGGCAAAACCAAACGUGAUGAGCUUGACCUGGAGUACUACUAUGAUGUCCAGCUGUGAGGGACAGCGGGGCAUUCAGGCAGGCUCAGCCCACAGCGGGACGCUACCUUCUGCAUGGCCGCGCACAGUACAUCAUUGCCCUUGUGAUAGGGAACCUGCACCGAGCCGAGGAACUUCACCCGAAACUGGUCCACCCAGUCGUUGCUCUUGGCCAGAGCUAGAAGACAGAGCACAUGGCAAGGAUCACCUCUGUUGGCCAUCUCCGUGUCCCCAAACUUGCACCGUUCCCCACCCAGCAAUGGGUGCAAGCUCUGACCACUACUGGCUGGAGCUGCCCAUGGCCACGCCAUUCCUUGCCUCGUGUCCUCCUUCCACCCCCUGUACUGUGGUGAGGAGAUGGGCAGGAGAUCAGGGACGUAAGCAGUACAGAGGCUUGGUACCUGUUA